AUGGCUGCGCCAAAUAUGAAUGCAAAUGAAUUGGAUGCACUUGCGGUUAGUUUUUUUUAAUGUGUUUUAAAAAUUUUGUGGAUUUUUAGGCUUUGUUUUUGGGUGGUGCGAAUUCUUCGGAAGAAAGUCCAAUGCAAAUAAUGUUGAACGAAUACGAGCAAUUAAACCAGGAGGAUUGUGAGAAAAUUGGAAUUGUGAGUUUGAAUUGCAAAUAAAUAGGUUGAAAGGAAUUUGAAAUUCUUAGGUUUUUGUUUUUUUAGAAUUGCGAAGACCGUGCAAUCUACAAAAUCCUUCAUGGCUACGGUUUCCUGUUUAUUUUCUUCCUCGCAAUUUUCGGAAAUUUCAUCAACCUAUUAAUCUACAAUACUGAUCAUAUCAAGUAUUACAUCGCAAUUCGAAUGUUAUGCAGUCGGCUAUUCGUGAAUUCAGCAACCCUUGUUUGCAUGUUACCAGGAGCUCUUCGAAUUAUCGAAGUCUGGGAAUAUGGGUCCAAUUUCGAUUUCAGAUAUUGGGAUUUUUAUCGUUAUCAGAUUUAUUUGAUAAACUUUUUCGGAUUCUGUGCAAUGUGGCUGACUGUUAUGAUGACUGCCGAAUGUUAUCUUCACGUUUUCUUUCCAUCGCAUUCAAAAUCGCUGCUGACAAAGAGAAAUCUCUCCAAGUGAGUUGAAAAAAAAACAUUUUUCAAGCUCGAUCUUGAUUUCACCAGCUUCUUCUACAUACAGGGUGCGCCAUAAAUACCCGGACAGCUAUAAUUCAAUAUAUUUUUCCAAAAUAGAACAGUUUUUUGUGUAUGGUUUUAAAAAUACUUAAUUAGGUCCCUAACGAGUAAAUUAAAAUCAAACUCUCUUAAUUUGGUCAAUUCUACGAGUCGGGAGAACAUGUAAUUCUACGAGUCGGGAGAACAUCCUUCAGGGAAAAUUUCAUCACGGCACGCAGAACAAUGAAAAAGUGGUCUCGCUAUUUUUGGAUGAAAUUAUUUUUAUUGCGAAGGCUUCAUUUGAGUUGUAAAAUGUUUGAGGGGUUGUCUGAGAGUCCCAAGAAGCCAACAAAAAAUAUAUAUAUGUCCACCAUGUCUCACACCAAGUUCGGGUGGAGGUUUUUGGAACUGUCUGCUUGUUUGGAAGAAAUCUUUGAUUUCCCUCGAAAUGUGGGUCGAAACCGGAAUUAAAGUUGAUAUAAAUGUAAUCCUGGGCUGACAUUUGUACCUAAAGACAAAACUCAACCUCGAUAAAAAACAUCAAGUGCUCUAGCCAAUCACAGUACACAAUAAGAGAUAAAAUCUCCCGAAAUCGCUGCUGAGAAACAAUUUUUUCGAUUUGAGCAACGUUUUUAAAUUGAUAUUAUUUUUGUCAGAAACAAACCCAUUGCAUAAUUCCUUCUGAAUUAGUUAUCGGAUAGGGUCCAGGUAAACCAACAAAGAAGAUAUUCAGCUAUACAGAAGCUAGUUUUCAAGUAUUGGGACAAUAUGUCCGACAAAUGCCUGCGUGCCGUGAUGCAAUUUUCCCUGAAGUUCUACAUGUUCUCCCGACUCGUAGAAUUGAUCAAAUUAAGAGAGUUUGAUUUUAAUUUACUCGUUAGGGGCCUAAUUGAGUAUUUUUAAAACCAUACACAAAAAACUGUUCUAUUUUGGGAAAAUAUAUUGAAUAAAUAGCUGUCCGGGUAUUUAUGGCGCACCCUGUACAUAUGAAGUCACAAAUAUGUUUUCAGAAGUUAUUUCAUCAUAAUUGCGGUUGGCGCAAUUUUGGAACUCAUGUACUUCAACAGAACAAUUGAUGUUGUUAUAACUUGUGAUCAAUACAUUUUUCAAAUCGUUGCAUCCGAAGACGAUUUUAUGAUUCUUCUCGAAAAAGUCCACACAAUCGCAAACCUCAUUCUCUCGAUUAUUUUGCCAAUGAGUAUUUUAUGUUUCAUGGCUUUCAGUAUUUUAUGGAGGCUUGUACUGCGGCGAACCGAGUUCAAUUCUCAUUUUACGUGGGUUUCUGACUAGUGCCAAAUUAUAUACUAAGCUAGGAUAAUAAAAACUAAUUACAGGUCAGAGAAACGGUGUGUCACUCGAAUCACUUUAAUUACAACUGGCUUGCAGGUUUUUUGAAUCAAAUGUUGAUUUGCUAAGUCAUCACUUUGAUUUUUCAGCUUGUUGCCGAACUUCCACCAAUUCCAGUUUUCAUUUACGCAGCAAUUUUUGGACCGGAAGUCACAAAUCAAUCGAUUCUUUGUAUUUGGAAUACAAUUGCAGUUUUUCUGGGAUUGUGCAAUAUUUCUUUGUCGUUUUUUGUUUAUCUCGUUUUUUCGGAUAAAUUCAGAGAAUUGGCAAAGAAGUGAGUUAGAAAAAUUUGUCGUUCGGAGGUUUUAAUCUAUAAUCUGCGAGACCUCAAAAUGUUCACCCCUUGGAAAUUUCCUCUAACUUAUUUUCAAAAUUAAUUUCUCCAAUUGCAGAAAAAUAUCUGGAUUAUUCAACUGUUGCUGCUGUUCUUCAAACAAAUCACUAGUUCAUUUCGAAGAUCCCCAUCAACAAAUCGACCCGAAAAUUACAACAACUCUGAUCUCAAAAGAAUUACAACUUCCAAAAAGUUCAACAAUCGAAUCAUCGAUUUCAACAGAAACAUAUCUACUUGCCGAAAGAGGGGAAGAUUCAUUUUUAUAA
Messenger RNA from Caenorhabditis angaria, 2644 nucleotides. The record is from the annotation of a GenBank genome assembly. Lineage: Eukaryota; Metazoa; Nematoda; Chromadorea; Rhabditida; Rhabditidae.